CGGAGAUGAUACAUAUGCACCUAGAUUUCUACUUAAUUACGAGCUUAAUGGUAUCGAUAGAUCUCUUAGAGGUAACAUUCUCGCAAAUCGGCUAGCUAGUGGGCUCAGCGGCGCUAGCUCAAUUACUCCACUUGGCUUUCGACCACUAUGUCAACUAAUACACAAACAUUGAAGCCCGUCGACCUGCGCUCUGUCUUGACUUUCACCGUCAAGCUCGCACGCACUGCAGGUACAUUAAUUCUUGAAGGCUCGCAAGCCAUCCAGUCAACUUCGGAUGUCAAUGAAAAGAAGAAUUCUGUCGAUUUGGUCACUGAAUACGAUGUGGCUGUCGAGGAGCUCGUGAAGAGCGAAAUCGCGAAAGUUUACCCUGGCUUCAAUUUCAUCGGAGAGGAAUCACACUCCUCUGGAACACGCAAUGAGCUCACGGAUGAGCCGACAUUCUGUGUUGAUCCGAUCGACGGCACCACAAACUUUGUCCACGGCUUCCCAUUCGCUUGUAUUUCUCUCGGGCUGAUCUACCAGAAGCGGCCCGUUCUGGGUGUCAUAUACAACCCUUUCCUAGACCAUCUUUACACCGGAAUCGAAGGUCAAGGGUCAUUCCUCACCCGUGGCAAUAGCCAACCUCUAAAAUUACCCCUCACCAACCCUAAGCCCCUUCCCUCCUUGCAGAAGGCUCUUCUGGCCAUCGAAUGGGGCUCUGACCGUGGCCAAAAGACCUUGGUGCCAAAAUCCAAUUCAUUCUUGCGUCUCGCAGGCGAUCCUGCAGAUGGCAUCGCAGGGGGACGUAUGGCUCAUUCCAUACGGUCCCUAGGUAGUGCAGCGCUUAAUAUUUCUAUGGUUGCUCAAGGUGGCCUAGACUUGUACUGGGAGAUUGGUUGCUGGCCAUGGGAUGUCUGCGCCGGUAUCGUUAUUGUCCAGGAAGCUGGUGGCGUAGCAAUUGGGUCCCAUGCAGCUCUGGCUGCCGCAACAUCUGCUGGCUCUAGCAUUGAUCCUUUUAGGGUCACGCCAGAUGUUUUGACAGGCCGCAAGUAUCUGAUCAUCCGUGCUAUCCCGGACACCCCAGACGAAACGGGUAGAGAGGCGCAAUUGCGCAUUGCUAGGGAUUUCUACCAGACUGUGGAAGACAGUGAACCGAAGUAGAGUUUUCCUCGCUGGAUACUCCAAGGUGCAUUGAUUAGGGUACGAAAAUUGAUCUGAAUGCGCUGUAUAUCGACCCGCUGCAGGUUGAUGGACACUUGACUUACCAUUUACCAUUUUGACACAUCCCGAAGACCAAGAAGACAAAAUGCCCAAUGAAGACAUUGAUGAGAACAAAGGUUUACAGUUGACGCUAGGCUCGCCGUGACCAGCCUGGCGUAUUGAUGCUCGUCAAUCUAUCAAAGAUUUUAAGAAUAAUUUAUUUACUUACACACAGGAGCUAAUGUUCAUAUGGAGAUCAUACUAAAUAUAAAACUAUUAG
Molecule: messenger RNA, 1459 nt
Organism: Suillus bovinus
Lineage: Eukaryota; Fungi; Basidiomycota; Agaricomycetes; Boletales; Suillaceae
Product: myo inositol monophosphatase
Exons: 8
Coding region: 148-1140 (330 amino acids)
Biological process (GO): inositol metabolic process; signal transduction; phosphatidylinositol phosphate biosynthetic process
Molecular function (GO): inositol monophosphate 1-phosphatase activity
Source: RefSeq, a predicted model, not a curated record